CCACUGGUGACAUGUCUGCUGUACAUACGGGAGCUGCUGGUCUUUGUUGGCUACUGCAGUGACAUGUCAUUGUGUGUGUUCAAGCUCGACCCAUCUUCAAACCACCUAAAGGAGCUGUCACGUACCAGCUGCAACUACACCAUAAAAUGCCUGGCAUACAACGAAGAAACCGGAGAUCUGAUGGCAGGCGGCGCCAACUGCUUCAUUACAUGGAAACUUACCAGUCAGAAUAUACGGGAGCCAUUACGGAGGUCUACGACGGUGUGCGUACUGCUGCGACAGAACGAGUGGGUCUACGACAUCCAGCUGUAUCGACGCACCAAGCUGCUGUUCGUAGUCUGUGACUUGGGCCUGCAUGUGAUCGACUACACUAGUGGACAGGAGGCUUUCUAUGUUCCCAUGGGCAGGAACGUGUCACUGACCCGGUCAGUGUUCCACAAGCGUAAUGACUAUUUCAUCACGGGAUUCACGGACGGAUCAAUCCGCGUGUGGAACUGUGUCGUGUUCUGCACAAUGCACACAUUCCACGGGCACCGCCGCGCCAUCACAGGCUUGGAGGUGUACGGCCCAGAACAUUUGUUGUUUUCUGCGUCCAAAGAUGGGACCUUGCGCAUUUGGAGGCUCGAUACCUUUGAAUUGACACAGCGUGUUGAUCUUGGGGAGGAGGUGUUGGGCCUUGGCCUGAUAGGCAAGAAGCAACUGUAUUACAACACAUCUAACGAGGUGAAAGUGUGGGACCUCAACAUGAGUCACCGGCUCUUCUGUCCUGUCAACUCUACCGUCAGGAAGAUGCUGAGAGUGAAGCAGAAGGGCUUCCCUGCCCGCAUCCUGUUUGCUGCGGAGGACGGUGGCGUGCGCAUCGUGUCUCCGGCGUCCGGCACGCUGCUCACGAUGAUUUACCCGAUGGCUGAUCUGCAGGUUUUCACAGAGCUUGUCUACCGUCGCCGGCAGGAUGCUGUGUAUGCUGUGCACAUGUCAGGCACCGUGAUGGUAUUUAGUGGCAGCAGCAAUCCAUGCAGUGUCUCCCACUGUCUGAAGCCUUCCCACCCGGACACCCGUGUACUGUGUAUUACAGAUGUGAUCCUGGUGGCGCCGCUUAGCGACGGAGCGAUGCGGGAGGAUGCUGUGAUCUUCGCAGGCCAUGUGGAUGGACAGUUGUCGCUGCUGGAGUCAGACGUUGUCGUCAUGACGCCGGCCCGCAUGCAGGCGCACAGUGGCGAGAUACGCAUGCUCAGUGCUGCCCCCUGCAGCAACGGUCGCGACGCAUUGCUUGUGUCCUGUGCCACAGACAACAUGAUGAGAAUCUGGCACGUUGCCGUAGCGACGGACAGACGUGUCAGCCUUUCCUGCAAACACAGGUGA
Molecule: messenger RNA, 1362 nt
Organism: Priapulus caudatus
Lineage: Eukaryota; Metazoa; Priapulida; Priapulimorpha; Priapulimorphida; Priapulidae
Product: WD repeat-containing protein 87-like
Exons: 11
Coding region: 64-1362 (432 amino acids)
Molecular function (GO): protein binding
Source: RefSeq, a predicted model, not a curated record